AUGCAGUUCAGUCGAAUCGCCCACGCCGGGCUCGAUGGCGCCAUACUCGUCGCCAAGUACCCCGGGACCUAUCUCGAUGCUGCUUGGGCUGCGGUUCGCAAGUUCUGCUUUGCCGUCAUCUUCCUCGCUCUCAUUGCCGCCAAAAUGACCCAUAUCUAUGCUCAUAUCACCUCCUUGCCGGUUUCCGUGCUCCUGGUUUGGGGUAUCACCUUCUUUCUCCAGGAUAUCAUCAUCAUCUUCCUCGCCAGGGGGUUGACGGCCGAGUUUCAAUGGAAGACCGUUCGCAUUGCGGCCGCCGCUGUCACCAUUUUCUGCACACUCGCCAUCUCCGGUAUGGCCUCCGCCAACAUCUCCUUCUACUUCACCACCGGCGCCGAAAUCCACUGGCACCAAGCCCACAACGUUGGCGGCGAUGCCGCUGCCAUUCGCACGCUUCUCUCUGGUUUGACCGGUUUCCUGAUCGUCCAGAUCCUCAUCAUCGUCGGUGCCUACUUCUCCUGCAACCUCCUCUACAACGCCACCGGCGCCGUGCUGCACAUUCUCGGUUCCUCGUUGAAGCUGGUGCUCUGCUGCUGGCGCCGGAAGCGCCCCGAUCCCGCCGCUUUCGAACGUAUCGAGUGUCAGGAUUAUCGCGAUGAUCAAAACAACGGCGAGGACGUGCUGGACGAUGAUAAGAGUGAGGAUUUCCUCCUGGACGGACACGUGGACACCUCCGAGAAGACCGCCGUGUCGCUACUCAAGCGACUCCUGGUUCUCUUCCCCAUGACCAUCCUCUUCGUUCUGCGCUGCGUUCGUCCUCCCGACCCGGCCUUCUUUUUCCUGUCGUGGUCCAUUCCUCUCGCCCCCUUGGUUGACGGCCGGCCCCAUCGCGGUCCGCCCGUCGAGGUCAGCGGAUUGAAGGGUACUUAUGGCUGGCUCACAAACCAGACUGCAUUGACCCCCCCGGUCACCCUGGACUGGUUACCCAACGAUCGUGUCCUCCCCGGAUUCGCCGACUGGGCACCCAGUUCGCUUUCGAAUGCCACCGAGCCGCCGUUGCACUACAACCCCACCGAAGAUCCCAUCCACAUCUCCAACCUGCACCACGACGUCCUUGACCCGUUGCGGCAGUCCUUGCGCAGCGGUGACGUCAACAUCAAGCACAUCAUUUUCAUCAAGCUGGAAAGCACCCGCGCCGAUGUCUUUCCUCUGCGUGAGGAGGGUUACAUCUGGGAGCGCGUUCUCGAAUCGUACGGUGGUGAAAUCCCCGACGCGGCCAAGGAACGCUUGUUGAAUGUGGGACGCAAUGCUGAACGUCUAACCGGUUUCCCUGCUGCCCUCUCCAAGAAGGAUGGUCCCCCGAAGCCGUAUGGUGGUAUCAGCGCCCGCAACGCUUAUACCGCCGGCACCUAUACCCUCAAGAGUGUGGUCGGCAGUCUGUGCGGUGUAACUCCGCUGGUCGCCGAUUUCAACCGCGAGUACCAGCAGCACAUCUACCAGCCCUGUCUGGCGCAGGUCUUUGAGGCGCUCAACACCCAAAACAACGACACCGUCAGCGAUGACUACACCACCUGGCCCUGGCACUCCAAGUGGAUGCAGUCUGUCACCGAAACGUACGACCACCAGGAUGACCUGACUCCGAAGAUGGGGUACCACGAUAUCGUCGACAAGGAGACGCUCAACCUGACGGACGUCGAGGAGGUUAACUAUUAUGGGUAUGCCGAUACCGUCCUCAGAGACCAUGUCCGAGAAGCUCUGGACGACGCCGAGGCCAACCACAAGCGCCUGUUCCUCACGCAUCUGACCGGUAUCACUCACCACCCAUGGGGUAUGCCCGGCGGCAAAUAUGAAGACCUUGUUGGCCCGAACUGGAAGAACGACAACAUGAACCGGUAUCUCAACACCAUCGGCUAUGCCGACCGUUGGUUGGGAGAGAUUAUGGACAUUCUGCAGGAAAAGGGGGUCGCUGACGAGACUCUGCUGGUGAUGGCCGGUGAUCAUGGCCUGUCAUUACCUUAUGACAACGGAAUCACCCCCUAUGAUAACCCCCGGGUGGGCAAUUUCCAUGUCCCGCUUGUUCUCGCACACCCGAAACUGCCAGCCGUCCCGAUUGAAUCCCCGGUCAUCAACAGCCAAAUUGUCCCCACUGUCCUGGACCUGCUGAUUGAAUCCGCUUCGCUGGGAGAUGAUGCGCGUCACGCCGCCGCUGAUGUCCGAGCUUUGUACGAAGGUCAAUCCAUGAUCCGACCUUUGGUUCCCGAAGAGAAGGGCAGACAGGAUUGGCAGUUUAGUGUCAUGAACACUGGUGGUUCGUGGCUUUCUGUUCGGUCCGCGGAUCAGCCCUACCGUCUAGUCAUCCCCCUGAUCAACGAUGUCGAGUGGCGUUUCAGCAACAUGGAGAUCAACCCUCACGAAACCAAGCCUGUCAUCAAGAACUUCGACGUCAAUCAGUUGGCGAUGGAAGUCGAGCGGAUUCACGGGCCUUUCGCCCUGAAAUGGGUGGGCGCGGCUGCCCACGUCGCCCAGUGGUGGGUGUCCGAGAACUGGCGACGAUACCGGUUCGACCCAGACCUACCGGAUGAGCCUCACGAUUAG
This is a messenger RNA of Aspergillus chevalieri, 2574 nucleotides long. RefSeq lists its product as uncharacterized. The coding region runs from base 1 to 2574 and encodes 857 amino acids. The transcript is spliced from 3 exons. The record is from RefSeq and is a predicted model, not a curated record. NCBI's taxonomy places the organism in Eukaryota, Fungi, Ascomycota, Eurotiomycetes, Eurotiales, Aspergillaceae. Gene Ontology annotation, molecular function: arylsulfatase activity.